GCUUUAUUGAAAGUCCCGAAGUGCGACAACUUGCGAAAUCGCACGAAGAAAUUGGUGAAAGGAAAAAGUAGUAGUGUGUAUAGAUUGUAUGUAUUGAGUCGGUUACUAUAGUUUGUUACUAGUCAGUUACUCAGUCGGUUAUGUUAGUUAUUGAAACCGAUCUGACUCCAUAAUAGCCAUCUGAAAACCCUAGGUUAUAAUAUUCCGGUUCUAGUUGAGUUCGGUUACUUUAAGGACUUGUUAGAGGUUCUUUAUAUGCUUAUUGAAGGUCCUGAAGUGCGAAAACAUGCGAAAUCGUACUGGAUAUCAAAGAGAUCGGGGAAAGGAAAAGGUAUUGGUGUAUAUAGGUAUUGAGUCGGUUGCUAUAGUCUGUUACUCAGUCGGUUAUGUUAGUUAUUGUGCUUAUUGAAGGUCCUGAAGUGCAAUAACUUGCGAAGUCUCACGAAGAAAUUGGUGAAAGGAAGAGGUAGUAGUGUAUAUAGGUUGUAUGUAUUGCGUUGGUUACUGUAGUUUGUUACUAGAAUACUAGUUAGUUACUCAGCCAGUUAUGUUAGUUGUUGUGCUUAUCAAAGGUCCUGUAGUACGAAAACUUGCGAAAUCGCACGCACUGUAUCUCGAAGAAAUUGGUGAAAGGAAAAGGUAUUAGUUGUGUAGCUUGUAUGUAUUGAGCCGGUUGCCAUAGUUUGUUACUAGUUAGUUACUCAGUCGGUUAUGUUAGUUAUUGAAAUCAAUCUGGCUCCAUAGCAACCAUGUGAAGACCCUAGGUUAUAAUAUUCCAAUUCUAGUUAACUUCAGUCACUUUAAGGACCUGUUAGAGAUUUCUAUAUGCUUAUCAAAGGUCCUGAAGUGCGAAGACUCGCGAAAUCGAAUUGGAUCUCGAAGAAAUCGAUGAAAGGAAAAGGUAUGGCGCGAAAGAUCUAUUUUCUAUCGAAGAAGAAGAAGAAGAAAAAAAACGGCGAUGAUGAGAUGAAAGCGAAAUUGAGAGCACGAGUGCCUCGAGAGCAGAGGAUUGAAGAAAAUAGGGCACAGAUGAAGGCGGAGAGGGAGAGAGCGAAAUCGUUGAGGAGAGAGAAGGAAUCUGCAAUGGUGGAAAAGGCACGUGAUAGAUACGAUUCUGAUCCGGAUUACAGGUUGUUACAUGAUCAGGUAUCGAUGUUUUUCGCUGGUUGUUUGAGAUCUGAUAUUGAAUUGUUGAAUUCUGGUGACUGUUCGAGAAUUAGUUUAGCUGCUAAGUGGUGCCCUAGUGUUGAUUCGUCGUACGAUAAGGCUACAUUGAUUUGUGAGUCGAUUGGUAAGUUAAUUUACCCUAGAGAUUCAGAUCCAGAGUUUGGUGAAAUUGAUGAUGUUAGUUAUGUCUUUAGAGUCAAAAAUCUGUUAAGGAAGCAAGUUCUUGUUCCUCUUCGUAAUGCGUUGAAGUUACCUGAAGUUUACAUGAGUGCAAAGCAAUGGAGCUCGAUUUCUUACGAUAGAGUAGCAUCAAUAGCCAUGAAAAACUACACAGAUAUAUUCCUGCAUCGAGACAACGAGCGGUUUCGUAAGUAUUUAGAAAACGUAAAGACUGGCGAUGCGAAGAUAGCCGCAGGAGCUUUGCUGCCUCAUGAGAUCAUUGGUGGUUUGAGUCGUGGGAGUGGAGCUUCGAUAGUAGCUGAGCUUCAAUGGAAAAGAAUGGUGGAUGAUUUGUCGAAAAAGGGGAAACUAACAAACUGCAUUGCGGUGUGCGAUGUUUCCGGUAGCAUGUCGGGUACGCCAAUGGAGGUGUCAGUAGCGCUUGGUUUGUUAGUAUCGGAGCUCAGUGCAGAGCCGUGGAAAGGUCACGUGAUCACAUUCAGUGAGUCGCCCGAGCUGCACUUAAUCGAAGGGCAUAAUCUCCGAUCAAAGACAGAGUUCAUACGAAACAUGAAUUGGGGGAUGAACACGAAUUUUCAGAAAGUGUUUGAUAAACUGUUGGAGGUUGGUGUGAACGGGAAGUUGAGUGAAGACGAUAUGGUGAAAAGGGUGUUUGUGUUUAGCGAUAUGGAGUUCGAUCAAGCUUCUUCGGAUCCAUGGGAGACCGAUUUCGAAGCGAUCGAGAGGAAGUUUAAAGGGUGUGGGUAUGAAAGAGUGCCGGAAAUUGUGUUUUGGAAUCUUAGAGAUUCGUCUUCGACUCCGGUGACUGCUAACCAGAAAGGUGUGGCUCUGCUCAGUGGGUUUUCGAAGAAUUUGUUGACGUUGUUUCUUGAAGAAGGUGGAGUGAUUAAACCGGAGGAUAUAAAACCGAAUAAGAGUGGUGUUGGUGAUGGGGAUUUGAAUCCUGAAGAUACUAUGGAAGCUGCUAUAUCUGGAGAACUGUAUCAGAAACUAGUUGUGAUUGAUUGAGUUUUUGUUACCAUCCAAUACUUUUAACACACACUCUACGUUCCUUGAGGAAAACCUUUUUACUUGAUGACUUAAAACCACACAAUGUGACUCUUUAUAUGAGCGUUCUAGUUGUUUUCUAUACGUUGAAGCGUCAAAGAUAUUGAAAACAAACAUAAAAUAGGAAAUACCAUCACCUGGAUUGCGGUUUGACUUGAUAACGGAACCACAUAAGUAUAGAGUUGGAUCCCCACAUCAACACCAACAAUGAUCGCGAUGAUACCUAAUGCCACUAGUUCGACAAAAGUUUCUUGUCAUGCAUAAGCACAAUGGAGAUAGCUAAACAAAAAUGAUGUUAAUAACCUUGUGUAAACAGUGUUAAUCCUGAAGUUGGACUACACUUGUCAAAAUCAAAUAGUUUUAAGGAGUUUUUAUUUUUACACACUGUUCCCGAGACUCAUUUAACAGGGGGAGGGGAGGGAAAAGAGAUGAAAAUAUGAUAAACCAUGUUCCCGAGUUUCUUUUAACAGGGGGAGAAAAGGGAAAAGGGAAAAAAAUAUGACCAUAUAUUCAUCCUCUCAAAUUGGAGAGACUAGGAGAGAAAAUUUUCCUUUCCCUCCCCUCACCUCCCCUGUUAAAUGACUCGGAAACAUAGUGUUAGAGUUUUGAAUUAAGAUCGGGUAUUCUUAUAGUUUCCUUUUAUGUUGGUUUAAAUUUAUGUAUUUUCCAAGUUUGGGUCUCUUAUCUAGUCACAAUGUCUUUAUAAUUGUUAAUUAACUAGCCAAAUUCCCCGCAUCUUGCGGCGGGAAUUUGAUGGUAUCGGUUCGGUUUAUUACGAUAUUGGUACAGUAUCGAAACUCGUUGUAGCUUAUAAUACCAAAAUAUUACUCCAUUUCAAAUACAACUUUGUUUUCAACAUUUGUUCAACCGAAAUAUGAAUGAAAUUUAUAAUUUUAUACCAAAAGCCAUAAAAAUGAUUUUGGCAUCGCUACCGUAGUUGUUCGAACGGUAUCAGGUUGGUUUGUCAUGGUAAAGACACAAAAUCAAUUGUACUUAACAUGUUUGAUUUUAAACUAAAUUUCUAUUGAAAGUUAGAUAAAAAUAAGCACGUUACAAGAGUGUAUUUGGAGUAAUAUAAGCAUUACAUUAUAUUAUUUAAUGAAAAGGGUAGUCAUCUUACUUUGUAAGUCAUAAGAGUAGAACAAAACCUAUUCAUAUUAAUUUUAAUAAAUAUAAUAUUAAAAAAGAAGUUAAAAUUGAAUAAUAAAAAAUUGUUAAAAGUACAAUUCAUAUGGGUUGAUAAUUGUAUUGUAGUAUACUAUAGUUUAGUAUACUACAUACAAGUACAUUAUGUGAAUCUUGUUUUAUAAUUAAAUUUGUUUGUAUUAAGCUCGCCAUUAAAGAAAAGAUGUAAAAAAAGUAUUCUAAUUGCUACUUAAAAUGGUUUUUUUUAUGGUUUUGUAAUUUUGUAUAAACGUGAGAAGAAGAAGGAAUGUAGAUAUAACAUCGGUCAUGUGUCUUUUUUACGACGAACUCGAGGAAACGGUGGAGCACUUGUUUACCGCUUGCAUGGUGGCUACAAGGGUUUGGUCGGCUUUCAGCGUUUGGUGCAACAUUCCUCCGUUUUUCUUUUUUGAGUACAAAAACAUUUUAGACAUCCAUAAUUUCAUCAAGGGUGGUAAGAAGGCGGAAAAUAUCAUUCACAGGAUGGCUAUGAUAACUUGCUGGUGCAUAUGGAAAGAAAGGAACGAUGUGGUGUUUAACCAGAAAAAAGUAUUAUGCAAGAUGUCUUAGGGGAGAUAAAGGCGAGAGGUUUUGCUUGGGUCAAAAACAGAACAUCAUGUAAUUAUAUGAUAUGAGGAGUGAUGUAAAUAUCCGAUGUACAUGUUGUAAUUUCUUUGGCCUUUGCCCAUUUGGGUCGGGGGUGUUGUAGUUUGUUUGGCCUUUUGCCUGUUUGGGUCGGAGGUAUGUUAAUGAAGUUUAAUUUUCAAAAA
Helianthus annuus (common sunflower) is the source of this 4328-nucleotide messenger RNA. RefSeq lists its product as uncharacterized. NCBI's taxonomy places the organism in Eukaryota, Viridiplantae, Streptophyta, Magnoliopsida, Asterales, Asteraceae. The record is from RefSeq and is a predicted model, not a curated record. The transcript has 2 exons. Bases 826 to 2355 code for a protein of 509 amino acids.